Metarhizium album ARSEF 1941 is the source of this 1170-nucleotide messenger RNA. RefSeq names its product RYP2-like protein. NCBI's taxonomy places the organism in Eukaryota, Fungi, Ascomycota, Sordariomycetes, Hypocreales, Clavicipitaceae. The record is from RefSeq and is a predicted model, not a curated record. The transcript has a single exon. The coding region runs from base 1 to 1170 and encodes 389 amino acids.
AUGGCCCAAGGCCAACACGACGUCACCAACCAUGCCCAGGCCACGUCUAACCGACAACCUCAACCAUCUCCUGGACUGCCGAGUGAGAAGACGGGUUCAAGUAACCGCCUUUUUGCACAAUCAUAUGGGCCACCCAUAACCGCCUCGAGCAUCUCAGGCCCAGGCCGUGAUGUCGGACUUACUUCCUCGCAAAGCUCUGCAGAAGCAUUCCUCCCUGUUCACCCGUCCCCGUCAAACUUGAACAGCCGAUCAUACCCAACGAGCACACGCAACCCCGAGGUAGAUUUCUUUCCGCCGCCAUACCAAAAAUGUCCACAGCCAUCAGGCUACUCGUCCGAGCUACCUUUCGAUACCAGCAUACCGCAGCAACCAGUCGUGAAACCCACGCAGAAGCACCCAAGCUAUCAGAAGGAACCCCAGGCACAAUUGCCCACCCAAUCUCGCCGGAGCUUUCGAGGCAGUGAUAUGUCCGACAUCCCUAAUCUUUUGGGUCAAGACAGGAUGGACGCCUUAACGGGCAUCAUGUUCAGCCUCAGCAUGCGGCAGCAACCACAAGCCGCAAGGGCCUGUGGAUUCGGCGACAGGGACAGGAGAGUCAUUGAUCCGCCACCAAUUGUCCAACUCUACAUCGAGGGUCCUUCCCUAUCUAGGGAUGAAGCUAGGUUGUAUCUACGAUAUGAAAGUUACGUCAUGAAUUGCUCAAUAUGUGAUGAGUCAGGGACACAAGACGCAUCAUUCAUGCCUGAGGAAUAUCAGCAUCAAAGACGACUUAUGGGAUCACUUGUCGGUACGCCUUUUGUCGGACAGGACGAUCGUGGUGAGGAGGGCUGCUUCUUCUGUUUCUCGGAUCUAUCAUGUCGAACUCCCGGGGCGUUCCGUCUUAAAUUUACGCUUAUUAUGAUAGACCCGGCCCGCGCCGGCGUAAUUCGACAUUUCCCCGUACUCACCGAGAUUGUGAGUGAUGUAUUUCAUGUAUACAGCGCCAAGGAGUUUCCGGGCAUGCUGCCGAGUAGCAGCUUGGCCAAACGGUUAAAAGAACAAGGAUGUAUUAUUUCCAUCAAGAAGGGCAACGACCGGUCCAAGAACGCCAGAGGACCAGAUGAAUUAUCUGAAGAAGAAGCAGGGGAAGGUUCUCAAAGAGAACAAAAACGGCGUACUGUUGGGGACUAA